Messenger RNA from Diceros bicornis minor, 561 nucleotides. It is a transcript of the gene MLANA, whose product is annotated as melan-A. The record is from RefSeq and is a predicted model, not a curated record. The transcript has 4 exons. Gene Ontology annotation, cellular component: trans-Golgi network; melanosome; endoplasmic reticulum membrane. Bases 1 to 357 code for a protein of 118 amino acids. NCBI's taxonomy places the organism in Eukaryota, Metazoa, Chordata, Mammalia, Perissodactyla, Rhinocerotidae.
AUGCCAAGAGAAGAGGCUUACUUCACCUAUGGUUACCCCAAGACGGGGCACGGCCACUCCCACAUCACAGCUGAAGGGGCUGCAGGGAUUGGCAUCCUGAUAGUGAUCCUGGCAAUUUUACUGCUCAUCAGCUGCUGGUAUUGUAGAAGACGAAGUGGAUACAGAAGCUUGAAGGACAAAAGCAUUUAUGCUGGCACUCAAAGUACCUUAACAGGAAGAUGCCCGCGAGAGGGGCCUGGUCACCAGGACAGCAAACUGCCUUUUCAGGAGGACAAUUGUGAACCUGCGGUUCCCAAUGCUCCACCUGCCUAUGAGAAACUCUCUGCAGAACAGUCACCACCACCUUAUUCACCGUGAGGGUCAGCAAGGCUCCUGAGAGAUGCUGGAAUGAUUUCCUUCACACUUUUGCUUGAAAUUAAUAUGGACAUCUAAUGUUCUGCAUCGGAAUGCUACAGAAACAGUGUACAUCAUCUCUAACAAUAAGCUUAGCGUUAAAUUCUUUAGGACAACUAGCAAUACUAAUUAAGUGAGGAAAUGAGAAAUAUUAAAAUGAGAAAAACU